AUGGUCAGUCAGAAUGAAAGCGUCCCAAAGACCGGUCUGCCAUCUCAUUCAGACAUGGCUCUGAAUAAUGAUGAAAAAGCUAAUUAUUAUGACUUCCAAUCCUUUCUUAAUAUCAUGAGGAAUCCAAAAGCAGAACCAAUUGUAAAAUACACGAAGUCAUUUAUAAGGAAUUUCCUUACACAGAAGUUGAAUUGGACCACUGCUGAACAGGAAAAGCUCAUUAACGAUUUUAAGUUGUUUAUAUAUGAUAAGCUAACUACAAAUGAAGCAUUUAAAGAUCUAAGUGAAUCUGAGUUGCAAAAUGCCAAGGAAGGGAUUGAGAAAUUGGUGAUGAGCAAACUUUAUACAAGGUGUUUCUCCCCUUUGUUAAUGGAAGAUAAAAGAUGUCUGGAGUCCACACAUGAGCAAGAUAUAAUAGACGAUACAAAACUCAGUGAGAAGAUUUUGGAAUUCAGAUUUCUCAAGCCAGAACACCUUGACAUUCUUCCGAGUUUAAUCAAUGCAAAAUUGAUCAAUUUCAUCAUGCUUUCGGGCAAAGAACUCUCUAAAAUCAACAACUACCGUUCACCUAGAGACAAAAUUGUGUGCGUCCUAAAUUCCUGUAAAGUUUUAUUUGGGAUAUUAAAACAUAAUAAAAAAGCAGAUGGAGGCGCUGAUCAUUUCGUCCCGUUGUUGAUCUUUACUCUAUUGAAAAGUGACGUUGAUUAUCUGGUGAGUAACGUCCGCUACAUCGAAAGAUUCAGGUUUCCUGAUUUCCUUACCGGAGAGAGUGCGUACUAUCUAAGCACUUUACAGGGAGCUAUAAAGUUUAUCCUUGAUAUGGACAAAACCUCGAUCAGCGUGCUAGAAUCUGAUGAAGAGUUCGAAAACAAAUACAACGCUAACCAAGAAGAAAUCAAGGUACUGAAACAACAGAAACGAGCAAAAUCACAAGUUAACAUUUUACAAGCUUCCAAAAAUGAAGCCCCAUCGACACAUGUUAUGUCUCCUUCCCCAAGCGGACUAAUCCUAAAACCUCUCGACGAUGCCGCAAAUUCUGUUAUAUCGAAGAUAAACGAGUUUUGGACCGCUACUACUUCUCAAGAAAGCCCUACAACUCCAACUUCCAACGGAGAAGAUAAUCAAGAGAUUGAUGAGCACACUGCCACCGCUUUGGCUCAGCAAAUGGAGCAGAAAGAGCACGAUAACACUUUGAAAACGCUGCAACUAAUGUUCCCCGAUUUAGACCCUGAUCUAAUUCAAGAUGUCUGUAUCGCAAGCAAAUACCGUGUUGGAGUAUGUGUCGAUGCAUUGUUAGAGUUGGUAGGAUGA
Molecule: messenger RNA, 1311 nt
Organism: Kluyveromyces marxianus DMKU3-1042
Lineage: Eukaryota; Fungi; Ascomycota; Saccharomycetes; Saccharomycetales; Saccharomycetaceae
Gene: VPS9
Product: guanine nucleotide exchange factor VPS9
Exons: 1
Coding region: 1-1311 (436 amino acids)
Biological process (GO): vesicle-mediated transport
Cellular component (GO): cytosol; endocytic vesicle
Molecular function (GO): guanyl-nucleotide exchange factor activity; ubiquitin binding; small GTPase binding
Source: RefSeq, a predicted model, not a curated record